AUGAACGUCAUCUGGAUUGUUGCGGACACCUUCCGCAGGGAUCACAUCGGCGCUUACGGCAAUCCGACCAUUCGAACGCCCUCCCUCGAUACGCUGGCGGCCAGAUCGAUCCGGUUCGAACAGCACUACUCGGCCGGAUUUCCCACCAUGCCCACCAGGGCGGACCAUCAAACGGGCCGCUGGACGAUGUCAUUCAUGGGGUGGGAGCCUCUACCGGCGGAAGUGACCACUCUGGCGGAUCUGCUGGCUGGCCGCGGCUUUCAUACGGCGGCAUCGGUGGACACCCCCUACUAUUUGAGGGAUGGGAUGAACUACGACCGGGGGUUUCAGUCCUUCUUCAUGAACCGAGGGCAGGAUACCCUGUGGUCUAUGAUCCCGCAGCCCGGCUAUCAUCACGAAUCCCAGGACGUCCGGGCAGCAUGGCGGUACGAAUCGGACCACAACGCCCCGCGCACCUUCAUGACGGCCAUGCGGUGGUUGGAGCAACACUACAAGGAGGACUUUUUUCUCUACGUUGACACCUGGGAUCCCCACGAACCCUGGGACGCGCCUUCCUAUUACACGGAACUCUACCGGCCCGAAUACAACGGCGAGUUGGUGCUUCCGUUGUACGGAAAUUGGCACGAUGUGCCCGGAUACGAGGAGGACACGUUGCGGAAGGGUCAUGCCACGUAUUGCGGCGAGAUCACCAUGGUCGACACGUGGCUGGGAUUCCUGUUGAAGUCGGUCGAGAACAUGGGCCUGACCGACCGGACUGCGGUGAUUUUCACCACGGAUCACGGCUUUUACUUUGGGGAGCACGGCGGCCUUUUUGGCAAGAUGAACUCUGGCAAGUUCCCGGACGGGACCCUCCGGCCAUACGGAGAGCCGGGAUCGACCUGGGCCCAUUCUCCCCUUUUCGAGGAGCUCAUCCACAUCCCGCUUUUGAUCCGCGUGCCCGGACUGCCCGUGGGAGUGUACCAGGGCCUGAGCUCCGCGAUAGAUGUCAUGCCGACCGUGCUAGACCUCAUGGAGAUGGACAUCCCCGAUUUCGUCCAAGGCAGGUCUCUCGCGCCCGGGAUGAGGGACGGUUCGAUUUCGGGGAGGGAGUACGUGAUCAGCAGCAUUCCCUUCGCGAACCCGGGUGAUCCGGUCCAUUCCGUGGACAACCUGCUCCGUCCCCUCUCGGAUUAUCCCGUCACCACCGUCACCUCCGGAGAGUGGAGCCUACUCUACAGCCCCCAGGAGGGUGUCUCGGAGCUCUACCAUCUGACCUCCGAUCCGCGCCAGCUCCAGAACGUGAUAGGAACCCACGGGGACAUUGCGCGGGAAAUGCAUCAGUUCCUGGUCAGGUUCAUGCGCGAGACCCAGGUGCCCGACCGCCUGCUGACACCUCGAUUAGACCUGCGAAUUUAG
This is a messenger RNA of Geodia barretti, 1395 nucleotides long. The record is from the annotation of a GenBank genome assembly. NCBI's taxonomy places the organism in Eukaryota, Metazoa, Porifera, Demospongiae, Tetractinellida, Geodiidae.